Molecule: messenger RNA, 3514 nt
Organism: Colletotrichum navitas
Lineage: Eukaryota; Fungi; Ascomycota; Sordariomycetes; Glomerellales; Glomerellaceae
Product: phosphorylase superfamily protein
Exons: 3
Coding region: 92-3514 (1140 amino acids)
Biological process (GO): nucleoside metabolic process
Molecular function (GO): protein binding; catalytic activity; ADP binding
Source: RefSeq, a predicted model, not a curated record
CCAGUUCGCACCGCGCGACAAGUCGUGGACGACAGCGUGCUCAGACGCCAUUUCAUGAAGAAAUGCACUGUUCGACCUUUGACAACCUACGAUGACCAGCAAAGUCCGACCCAGCGGUCCUGACCGUCUCGAAGACGUCCGCAUCGCCGUUAUAUGCGCGCUGCCCCGCGAAUACGACGCCGCCAUCUUGAUACUCGACGAGAAAUGGAAAACGGAUGAAAACGCCGAUAUGCGUACAAGAGGACAUGCGCAGAAUCAUACGAUAGGCUGGGUUGGAAACCACAUUGUUGUUAUUGUCCUCCUCCUCAACAUGGGGAAGGUCGGCGCGGCGACUGAAACCGCUCGUCUCAAAUACAUCUACCCUGGACUCGAGCUGGCCUUCUUGACGGGUAUUUGUGGCGGAGUGCCUAGUCCGGGGACUGCCAACGAGAUGUUGCUUGGUGAUGUGGUCAUCAGCAAGAGCAUUGUGCAAUACGACAUUGGUCGUCAGUACCCUGGCAAAUUUGAUCGGAAAGACACCGUCGAAGACAACCUUGGUCGGCCGAACAAAGACAUCCGCACUCUGCUUAUUGUUUUGGAGACCCAGUCCGCUUUGAACGAGCUGCAACAACGUGUCAGACAGAAUUUGGCACACGUCCAACGGGAGGCCGCCAACACAGGAUACCGAACCUCUUACUCGCGGCCCUCAACUGCAGAAGAUGUGCUUUUCGAGCCGACUUAUUCUCACAGACAUCGUGCUCAGCCACAAUGCGGCUGCAGUAAUUUAUUCGUCUGUGAUGAAGCGAUUAGUGCGUCAUGCGAGGAGCUACAGUGCGAAGCGAAGCAUCGAGUCUCGAGGAGACGCCUCGCAACCACGAGAGGAAGUCAAGCAGAAGCUGGAAAAAGCAUCACCGCACCAGAAACCCGGAUUCAUAUCGGACGUGUCGGCUCAGGUGAUACAGUAAUGAAAUCUGGCGAACACCGAGACAACGUUGCCAAAGCCCACGGCCUCAUCGCCUUCGAGAUGGAGGGAGCAGGCGUCUGGGACGAGAUUCCAUGCAUCGUAGUCAAGGGAGUAUGUGACUACGCCGACAGUCACAAGAACAAGAAUUGGCAAGACUUUGCGGCUGCAAUAGCAGCGGCAACGACGAGGACGCUCCUCGAACGCUACCCUACUAGGGAAACCCCCCAGACGGACGACGCAAAUUUGAUACCCCAAAGAAAUUUGGUCUCGAUGCCAAAACCCAGCCAAAAACCUAAUGAUCUCUCGCACUAUGUCAUCCCGCUUGCGAAAAACAAACGCUUCGUCGAACGGACUGAGACAUAUGAACUCAAGCGAAUGCUGUUUGACGAGAUGAACCCAACAGUUGCUCUGGUAGGAUUAGGCGGCGUAGGCAAGACGCAGAUCGCCUUGGAUAUCGCCUACUGGGUCAAGGAGAAUAAGCCCGAGUACUCCGUCUUCUGGGUGCCGGCUGUGAGCCUCGCAAGCUUUGAGCAAGCAUAUGCCGACAUAGCCAACGAGCUUGACAUUUCUCCAAAAAAAGAGGAUGGUGAUGAUAUCAAGUCAUCCGUCAAACAGUUUCUAAGCUCAAAGAGAGCGGGUUAUUGGUUCCUGAUUGUCGACAACGCGGACGACAACGAGAUCUUGCACGGAUCAUCAGACGAUGACGAUGGCCUCGACAGCUAUCUUCCACAGAGCGAGAAUGGCAUCACGCUAUUUACGACACGAUUGAGAGACCUGGCGAUGUCGGUUGCAGACGACGCUGUGGUGGACCUCGAUGCGAUGAAUCGAGAUGACGCCAUGAAGCUAUUUGGGAGAUCGCUCCACCAGCAGCGACAGGGUCUCCUCCGGGAUUCCGACUCGACGCUGAAGCUCUUGGACUUCCUCACACAUCUUCCCUUGGCAAUUACGCAAGCCUCGGCGUAUCUGAAUCGGAAUCGCCAUGUAUCUAUUGCCAAGUACCUUCAACUUGUGCAGGGUACAGAGCAAACCCGGAUGAGUACAUUGAGCCGAGAAUUCGACGACAGGACUCGGUAUCCCAGAUCACGAAACGCCAUCGCAACUACGUGGUUGGUGUCGUUUGACCAAAUCAAGCAAACGGACAGCUAUGCUACGGAGUUGCUAUUCUUUAUUUCACUCAUCGAGCCAAAGUCCAUACCACGCUCGAUCUUGUACUGUUCUGGUUCUGAAGAUGACAUGGAGUACGCUAUCGGUACUCUGUGUUCCUAUGCGUUUCUGGUUGCCCAAGAGGACGCACAAAGCUUCGAUAUGCACAGUCUGGUGCACCUAGCGGCACGUUUCUGGGCAAAACAACAGCCAAUUGAGGAACAAAUCACAAGGGCUGCUGUAAAGCAUCUUUGCGAGAUUUUCCCAACAAAUGACCAUGAGAACCGUACCGUCUGGCGAGCGUAUAUGCCACACGCCCUCAGGCUCUGGAGUACAAAAACACAAAUCAAUGAUCUAGAGAUCCAGGCCGCUUUGUAUGUCAAAGUUGGUCAGUGCCUAUUGCGCGAUGGACGAGUCAAGGAAGCCAUUAAGCUACUAGAACACUCAGUGGAUAUUCAAGCAACGCUUGAAGAAGAACAUCCAGAUCGACUUGCAUCUCAGCACCAUCUCGCAAAUGCAUAUCAAGAUGAUAGAAAAACCAAGGAAGCUAUGGAGCUACUAGAACAUAUAAUGAAAGUUGUAGCAACGCUUGACGAAGGGCAUCCAGAUCUGCUAGUGACUCAGUACAUACUUGCAAAGACAUACUACUUCGACGGGCGUAUCCAAGAGGCUAUCCAGCUACUUGAGCGCGUAGUGGAGGUUGAGGCAGAAAUAUUUGAUGAGGAGCAUCCAAAUCGACUUGCCUCCCAGCACGCACUUGCAAUGGUAUACCGCUCAGAAGGGCGUGUCCAGGAGGCUAUUGAGCUACUUGAGCGCGUAGUGAAGGCUGAGGCAGAAACACUUGACGAGGGACAUCCAAGUCGACUUGCCUCACAGCAAGAGCUCGCAGCGGUAUACCGCUCAGAGGGGCGUAUUCAGGAGGCUGUUAAGCUAAUGGAGCGCGUAGUGGAAAUUAAGGCAGAAACACUUGACGAGGGGCAUCCAGGUCAACUUGCCUCACAACACCAACUUGCAGUAGUAUACCACUCAGAGGGGCGUAUUCAGGAGGCUAUUAAGCUACUGGAGCACGUAGUGGAGGUUGAGGCAGAAACACUUGACGAGGGGCAUCCAGAUCAACUUGCCUCACAACACCAACUCGCAGUAGCAUACCACUCAGAGGGGCGUAUUCAGGAGGCUAUUAAGCUACUGGAGCGCGUAGUGGAGGUUGAGGCAGAAACACUUGACGAGGGGCAUCCAAGUCGACUUACCUCACAGCACUCACUCGCAGUAGUAUACCACUCAGAGGGGCGUGUCCAGGAGGCUGUUAAGCUACUUAAGCACGUAGUGGAGGUUGAGGCAGAAACACUUGACGAGGGGGACCCGGACCGACUUCUUUCACAGCAAAGGCUCGCAGAAUGUCUUGCAGAAUUGCCUCCAGAGGCAACUUAG